Helianthus annuus (common sunflower) is the source of this 1085-nucleotide messenger RNA. RefSeq lists its product as uncharacterized. The record is from RefSeq and is a predicted model, not a curated record. The transcript is spliced from 7 exons. The coding region runs from base 1 to 741 and encodes 246 amino acids. NCBI's taxonomy places the organism in Eukaryota, Viridiplantae, Streptophyta, Magnoliopsida, Asterales, Asteraceae.
AUGUGUGCUGAGUCUUGGGGUAGAAGUAGUUAUGCUAGGGCUCUUAUUGAAGUUCAGGCGGGGGCUGAUUUUAAGAGGAGUGUUACUGUUGCAAUUCCAUCUUUAGAUGAUAGCUCGUGCCCAAAGAACCCUCAGUUUGUUUCGAAUGGGGAAGCUGAAAAGAUGAGUGAUGAUUUUCAAGUUGUGGGUUCCAAAAAGAAGAAAGCUAACAACCAAGGCCUCCACAUGAAAAAUCAGAAACCCAAUUAUCAGUCCUUAUUUAUGAAUAUUAAUAAGUUUAUUUUUGUUGUAGAAAAUAUGGCACGCAGUUCAGCAGGACGUGGUGAGGGUCAAGGUGCUGGUACGGGUCAAGGUGGUGGUCGAGGUAGCGGACGUGGUGGGGGUCAAGGUGCUGGUCAAGGUGUUAGUAGGGGUCAGUUGCAGCACGAGCUUAAUGAUGUUGAUGAGCAUGUCGCUGUUGUUGGGCGUGGACCUGUUAUUCCAGCUCCACUACGCACACCCGAAAAUCGCACUUGGAUUUGGGUUGAAAAUGAUGAAUUCAAUGAUCAUGAUAAAGUUUCUCGGACCAUUGGAUCCAACUUAAAGUCUUUGUGGUGGGUCCAUGGAAAGGAUGGAAAGAUGUUCCUUCCCAUCAUCGCGAACGCUUGUUUGAGCGUUUUCAGCAAUACUACCGAUGGGAAGAUAUUUCGAAAUCAUCAAUUCACUCAUGCUGGGAGAAGUGCAUUAAGGGGAAGUUUCUAAUUUGUUGAAGAGGGCUCGUGAUAAAGCCAAGGCCCUUGCGAUCCAAGAGGGUGCGGAAGUUGAGAACGAUUUGACUCCAAUUCCUCCAUUUAAGCCACUGUGGAUGAGUCAAGAGUCUUGGGAAACGCUAGUGCAUGCUUGGAAUACUGUUUCAUGGAUAAACAAAGCUUCUCAAAACAGCGAUAAGAGAGGAAAAGCAACGGGUGGCAGGCAUACCCUUGCCUCGAAGAGCUUUCUCACGGUUAGAAAAAACAUGGAGAAGACCUUGAAGCGGCGCGUCAAGUUCAGUGAAUUCUGGUUACAAACACACGCAAAGAAAGGGUCGAGACCCCUAGAUGGGUUGU